CGGUCAGUUAUGAUGAAUUCGCGAUGAAUUUUGUAGUGAGAUUGAUUAGGCCUAUUUUCCUAUUAGUCGUAAUUUUUACAUUCAAGACUCGUUCAAUUUUGGUAGAAAAGUCAGAAAAAUCACCUCCUUACUUCGUCCAGCAACCUACCACCGAAGAAAUACUGUUCUACGUACAAAGACAUACCAACGAUUCUUCUACAGAACGACGCUUUGAGAUACCUUGCGAAGCUAAAGGAAUCCCUGAACCAGAUUAUUUUUGGACCAAAAAUGGUGAACUUUUCAACUGGACCUCCGAAAGCGAUCGGAUUUCCCAAGAACUUGGUAAAGGAACGCUGGUUGUAGGUCGUCCAGAAGCCAGCGAUGAAGGCCAAUAUCAAUGUUUCGCUAAGAACAUUUGGGGUAUAGCGACUUCGAAUUCGGUUUUUGCUCGUAGAAUACAGCUGGGCUCGUUCAGACAUGAAUCGACGGUGGUCGUCAAAACAGCAACCGAAGGUCAACCUUACAAUUUAACUUGUCAGGCUCCCAGUGGAUAUCCUAAACCGAAUAUUGAUUGGGUAAAACAGGAAACCGACGGAAAAAUGUUUGGAAUCAAGAACUCUCGAAUUGCCGUUGAUCCAGAAGGAACUUUAUGGUUUUCGAGUAUUGCUCUCGUAGACGCUGUUGAAGAUUUGUUUUACGUGUGUGCAGUUACAUCACCUAACAUAAGCGAACUAAAAACUGGUGACAAGGUCAUACUACAAGUAGAACCAGCAGAUCCUCCCCAAGAGAAUGAAACUGCUCCAGUACGACUAUACACCAGUAAAAACGAAGAAGUAGCUAUACACGGUGGAAAAAUUAGUUUAUAUUGCAUAUUCGGCGGAAACCCUUUGCCCAACAUAACCUGGAGAAAAAAUGGACAGCUCUUGACAUUUCGAAACGGUACUUCAUCUAAAAUCUUGGAAAGAAAACGAGCUAUCACAUCGGACGAGGGGAACUACACUUGUAAAGCUAGUAAUGGCUACGGCGACCCAAUAUCCCACACAAUCGCUUUGAAAGUUCUAGUGAAACCACAUUUCGUCAAAAAACCAAAAAACUUCAUUGUUCACGAAGAAGAGACUGUCAAAUUUUACUGCCAAGCCACAGGAAACCCACAGCCAGAGAUCAUCUGGACACACAAUGGAAAACCUUUAUCCGAAGCUCCGUCGAAUCCCAGACGUACCAUUUCUGGCAAUUCCAUCGUCAUUGAGGGCCUUUGGAAAAAUGAUACUGGAAAUUACGGAUGCAACGCUACCAACAGCGUGGGUUAUGUUUAUCAAGAUGCAUUCGUCAAUGUUCUCGAUGCUGAAAACCGAAUAGCCAAACCAAGUACAACAGAAUCAUCAGACUUGCCUGUGGCAAAGAUCACCCUGAUAGUUUUAAUUAUAUCUGGAGUGGUCAUCAUCGUUCUAAUAUUAGUAUUUUUCAAGAAACUACUCGUUAAUCAAAGGAAGAAAUACAUACUUCACAAGCAACGAAUCGAUAAUCGGAGACCAGAAUAUCUAGAGGAUCCCAGUAUUCAAGAACAUACACAGCCGUUAAAUGAUGGUACUCCAGUUGAUCCCACGUACGUCAGAUUCGUUUUUCCAUAUCAGAUGGACUUGGCGAGGUCGUGAUCUCAUUAAAUUACAUUAGUCCUUUUGUAACAUUUAUUUUUUCAUGAAAGUAUUACAUUUCUCUUUUUAUUUUUUUCGUUUUUAUAGUUUUGCGGUAACCUCGAGUGUAACAACAUUUCAAAAUA
This is a messenger RNA of Planococcus citri (citrus mealybug), 1756 nucleotides long. Its product is annotated as neuroglian-like. The transcript has 10 exons. Lineage: Eukaryota; Metazoa; Arthropoda; Insecta; Hemiptera; Pseudococcidae. The coding region runs from base 24 to 1631 and encodes 535 amino acids. The record is from RefSeq and is a predicted model, not a curated record. Gene Ontology annotation, biological process: homophilic cell-cell adhesion; synapse organization. Gene Ontology annotation, cellular component: neuronal cell body; plasma membrane; axon. Gene Ontology annotation, molecular function: axon guidance receptor activity.